AUGUCCUCCUCACCACCACCACCAACAACAACAACAUCAUCAUCAUCAUCACCAGACUCCCCCCUCCCCCCCAGCAAUAAACCCGCCUACAACCUCCGCAAUCCGCUACCCUUAUCCGCGUCCCAAGAGCAAGAGGUCAAGAGACUAUACUACAAGCGUGUACGCGCGCACUGCGCCCCGGAGAUCAAAGUCCCAGCCCGACGGGACAACAAGCUAACAGACGACGACGAACGCGCAGCAUUCGCCGAAUGUGCUGUCAACCGCACCGUCACGGCGACGUGGGUAUGUCGGGUGCAGCGGCUGGCCAUGAACUCGUGUAUGCUGGAGCAUGCGAAGCCCGAGGAGGAGGACCGGGCGCGGGAGGAGUGGUUUGCCACGGUUGAGGAGCGGCGGCGGGCCAAGGAGGAGGAUCUGGUCAAGGUGGAGAAGCGGCGGGAGGAGGUCAUUCGGAUGAUGAGGGAGGAUGAGGCGCGGAGGGGGAAGAUGAUGCGGUGA
Molecule: messenger RNA, 495 nt
Organism: Aspergillus clavatus NRRL 1
Lineage: Eukaryota; Fungi; Ascomycota; Eurotiomycetes; Eurotiales; Aspergillaceae
Exons: 2
Coding region: 1-495 (164 amino acids)
Source: RefSeq, a predicted model, not a curated record